This is a messenger RNA of Rotaria sordida, 1200 nucleotides long. NCBI's taxonomy places the organism in Eukaryota, Metazoa, Rotifera, Eurotatoria, Philodinida, Philodinidae. The record is from the annotation of a GenBank genome assembly.
AUGGCUGAUGAAAGACCAAAUAUUUCUGUAGAAGAAGGUCAACAAUAUUCAGAAAAUAUUAAUAGGUCUGAUUUUCUUGGUCCUGUGAAUUCGUUUGUUUGCAAACAUUUCAUUAUGAUGAGUGAGAUAAUCGCUUCAAUUAAUGAUAAUGCUGGUAAUUAUCUUGGAGAAGUAUUCAAAAUCAUUUUAUCACAUGAUAGAAAUCUUGAUAAUGAAAUAACUAAGUUACAAGCAUUUGUUGAUAAGUUCGGUAUUAAUCUUUAUAUUUGUAUUAUUGACCGAAAUGAUAAGAUAUUUCACCAUUUAAACAACUCAACUAUAGAAACUAGUCAGCAUCUGCAUCGUGCUUAUGUCGUAUUCGACAAAAGUAAUCAAAAGUUUUAUCCAUUUUAUGUAUGUGAUACGAAUAAAAAAAAUCAUACAAUAUUCUCGGUGAAUGAUACACAUAUUUUAAAACUAUUCGAAGAUUCAGUGAAAGGUUAUAAGUGGCCAGGUGAUUUUGACACAACAAAACAGAUGUCUGACCAAGAUAUACCAAUGGUUGAUCAAGGAAGCGUUCCAACUUCUCAUAUCAACUAUAAUACAGUUAAUCGUGAAAAUCAAUCGGAAAUGAUAUUGAACGCUCCAAGUUUAUGUAAUUCAAUUAUUCAAUAUAUACCACAUUUCAAGAGUUAUACUGCACCUCAAUUCGAUAGUUUAAAAUUUUCCACUAUAACCUCAAAACAUCAACUUCAUGUUUAUGAGUUAAUGUCAUCUACUGAUUCAUUAUCAAAUACAACAAAUAAUAUUCAACAAACAAUCAAAUUACCGAAAUUAAUUUUACUUAAUCAACCAACACGACAUUGGCGUCAUCGUAAUUUAGAAGAAUUACGUAAUAACCAUUGUCCAGCAGUUCACGUUGAAGGAACUGAACAACGCACACCUUUGUUAUUGAAACUUCCAAAUAAUAUAAAAGAAUAUCAACAAGAAUUGUAUCUUGGUGUUCAUGUAGUAACAUUUAAUAAAAAAGAACAUGAUCAAAAAUUUGUUGUACCUAUAAAUAUAUCUGUCAAGGAAGAAUGUAAUUUAAAGACUAAUGAUCUUGAUUAUUUGAUAGUUCUCAAUAACGAAAAUAAUCAUGAUGAAUUCGAUAAAAAAACAAGAGAUGGACUUUCAAAAUGGUUAAUUUUUAUCAAAAUAAAAUCAUCACCAAAGCAUUAA